AAAAAUGAAAUUGAUGAAAAACAGGCAAACAGCACAAUAUAGAGUUUGGGGUGAGAGUUUGCAGAAGCGAAAAAUGAAGAGAUUCUUCAAACCAGUUGAGAAAGACGGCUCUUGCAAGAAGGCAGCUCUCUCCCCUCUCUCUUCUUCACCCGCAAAAAAUUCCGAGAAACCUACAGAAAAUGCUGCUGCUUCUACCGUUAACGAGGAGAAUGACCAAACUUCAAAGAAAGAGCCUUCGAAAUUCGUGACAUGGAACGCAAACAGUCUUCUGCUAAGAAUCAAGAACAACUGGACAGACUUCUCCAAAUUCGUCCAAAAUCUCGACCCGGACGUGAUUGCUAUACAAGAAGUAAGGAUGCCUGCAGCGGGUUCUAAAGGUGCGCCCAGAAAUCCGAGAGAAUUAAAAGAUGAUACUAGCGCCUCACGCGAGGAGAAGCUGGUUGUGACGCGUGCACUGUCAAGUGCACCAUUCAGAGACUAUAACGUGUGGUGGUCUCUUUCGGAUACAAAAUAUGCCGGAACUGCAUUAUUCAUAAAAAAGUGUUUCAACCCCAAAAAAGUGUCUUUCUCACUUGAUCAAGCAGGUUCAAAACACGAACCUGAUGGCCGGGUCAUUUUGGCUGAAUUUGAAUCUUUCCGUCUAUUGAAUACAUAUGUUCCGAACAAUGGAUGGAAAGAGGAGGAAUCCUCAUUUCAGAGGAGAAGAAAGUGGGAUAAGAGGAUGUUAGAGUUUGUUACCAGAACUUCUGAUAAGCCCCUAAUUUGGUGUGGCGAUCUAAAUGUCAGUCAUCAAGAUAUAGAUGUAAGCCAUCCUGAAUUCUUUGCUGCAGCAAAGCUCAAUGGUUAUGUUCCACCCAACAAAGAGGAUUGUGGCCAACCUGGAUUCACAUUGUCCGAGAGGAUGCGUUUUGGUUCCAUUCUAAAAGAGGGAGCUCUGGUUGAUGCAUAUAGACAUCUACACAAGGAUACAGAUGCAGAACCUGGGUUCUCCUGGUCAGGGAACCCCAUCGGAAAAUACCGUGGGAAAAGAAUGAGAAUCGACUACUUUGUUGUUUCAGAGAAAUGGAAGGAGAGAAUUGUCACUUGUGAAUCACACGGGCAUGGUAUCGAAAUGGAAGGUUUCUAUGGUAGCGACCAUUGCCCGGUGUCCCUGGAGGUAUGUGAAGUGAUCCAUACUUCUAACUGAGUUCAUCAUCAUUAUUCAUUCAUCCAAUUUCAGAUUCUAUAUUUUGUGUAUUGAUUGUUGAGUAGAAGCUGAGGUGACAUUCUCAAACUGUUGGUAACGUAUUAAUGUGCACAAAACUAAAUGCUUAUUUGUCAUCUCAAAUUUGAUUUAGGGGUGACUUUAUUUUAUGACAAACCCAAUGUUAAUUUGGCUUUC
Molecule: messenger RNA, 1381 nt
Organism: Salvia hispanica
Lineage: Eukaryota; Viridiplantae; Streptophyta; Magnoliopsida; Lamiales; Lamiaceae
Product: DNAse I-like superfamily protein
Biological process (GO): base-excision repair
Cellular component (GO): nucleus
Molecular function (GO): double-stranded DNA 3'-5' DNA exonuclease activity; phosphoric diester hydrolase activity; DNA-(apurinic or apyrimidinic site) endonuclease activity
Source: RefSeq, a predicted model, not a curated record